Molecule: messenger RNA, 1614 nt
Organism: Exophiala aquamarina CBS 119918
Lineage: Eukaryota; Fungi; Ascomycota; Eurotiomycetes; Chaetothyriales; Herpotrichiellaceae
Exons: 4
Coding region: 1-1614 (537 amino acids)
Biological process (GO): DNA-templated transcription
Molecular function (GO): zinc ion binding; DNA binding
Source: RefSeq, a predicted model, not a curated record
AUGGAUGCUUUAACCCAAAGCAUUCUUGAGAAACACAUCAACCAACAACCCAGCGUCGAGGGGAGACUCGUCUUUGACCGAGACCAGUCUCGUUAUCUCCACCAGGGCUUCUGGGCGGCCAUGUAUGAUGAGAUCGGGGACUUGGAUUUCACUCUUCAAUCGAAGCCUCAAAUUGUCGACAAUUUCCUUCUCGCCAGCCUCGGAAGCCAGUCGUGUCCAGAGUACUCACACCCUUCCAGAGACGAGGGCGACUUUCUGCUCAAAGUCUUCGUCGAAAAGGUGGACCCUUUCGUCCACCUCCUUCAUAAGCCUUCCUUUCUUUCGGAACUCAAUCAUUUCCGGCGCGGCCUCCUGGGAAGUGACACGACAUUCGAGAUUAUGCUUUUUACCAUCUAUAUGCUUGCCUUGCUGCCUCUGAAACCCGCCACGGUCGAGACCCGGCUGCACGAACCCAAGGUGGCUCUCAUGUCGCGCUAUCGGUCUUAUGUGGAGUAUGGAUUGAGUCGAAAGAACAUUACUACCUCUCAAUCCCUCAGCACUCUCCAAGCGUUCCUGCUGUACAUGACACACUUAUUCUGGAUAGGUGAGAUGCUUCACGUCAGUACCCUCCUGGGGAUCGCAGUCGCCAUGGCACGCAGGAUGGGUCUUCAUCGCGACGGGUCUUCAUUCCCUCUUGCACCGUGGCAAGUCGAGCUACGGCGUCGCCUGUGGCACCACAUUGUGGUCCUUGAUGGUUGGUGUGUGGAGAAUCACGGAUUGCCACCUUUGGUGAGCCUGGAACAUGUGAAUACCGCGUUACCUCAGAAUUCGAAUGACUCUGCCUGGGACACCUCCAAAUUCGCAUCAUCGCGUCCGGCAGUCGUGACGACUUUCACGGAUAUGACCAUCUCGUUGCUGCAGUCUGAGAUUGGAUCACUGACGACCUUCACCCUCAAACAUCCUUACACGAGCUCUAUGGAUGUUCGGGCGUACCUUGAUUUCCAGACGGAGAUCUUGGGAAAAGCGCGUCAACGACUGGAGAGCACAUAUUUGAAGUGUCUCGACCGAAAUCAAGUUGUGCACAGACUGGCGCGAGACUUGGCAGACCUGGCGUUCACACGAAUCAGGCUGAUACAGCUACAGCCCGUCUUAAAUGCAAGAGGCUGCGGGGAACAGGAACAGGCUGAGAUUGCGGCAAAGUUAUAUGGGAUGGCAACUGACUACUGCAAAACAUCGCAAUUUCUGAUAUCUGCAUAUGCACCGCAUAAUCUCGACUGGGCUAUUGUACGGGCCUUCUCAUGGCAUUCGGUGGCGACCAUGCUCUCGAUGGUAUUACGGCACGACAGUCUCGCUAGCACGCCCGAAGCAAGAGCAGCGCGGUCGAGGAUAGAGAAAUUGUUUCAAAACCGUUCAUCGAUUGGCUAUCUUGCGGACAAUGACAGUCUUUGGGUGCCGUUGCAGAAAUUGCGGAUGGAAUUGGCGGUUAAGGAAGGUACAUUCGAAGCAAAAAACCUCGAGUCAGUCUCUUCCAUGGAUGCCUCGGUUGAUCUUUCGCACUUUGGGUGGAAUGGAGAAGGCGUUUCUAGCAUGUUUAGUGGUUGGGGUGACGACCAUAUGCCAGAAGCGCUACGGUAG